Scatophagus argus is the source of this 2351-nucleotide messenger RNA. RefSeq names its product tumor necrosis factor receptor superfamily member 14-like. Gene Ontology annotation, cellular component: external side of plasma membrane; membrane. Gene Ontology annotation, molecular function: transmembrane signaling receptor activity; protein binding. Gene Ontology annotation, biological process: apoptotic process; immune response; signal transduction. The record is from RefSeq and is a predicted model, not a curated record. Lineage: Eukaryota; Metazoa; Chordata; Actinopteri; Scatophagidae. The coding region runs from base 695 to 1546 and encodes 283 amino acids. The transcript is spliced from 8 exons.
ACAUUUCGAAAGGAAUCGUGCAAAAAUGCAUAUUCUUCUCCUGGUCUGGAUAAUUCAGAGUAUCCAGGUCAGGAUUGUUUAAUGUUCGAAAUAUAUACUCAUUUCUUUAUUUCCAGGAAGGAGGAAAUCAGGCAUUUGUUGGGGACUAUUUUCACAUUAAUUCAUGUUGAGGCUCUGCUUAGUAUUUGUGGCUGCAGCAGAGUUGGGCGGUAUCCAAACCUCCUCCACAUUCUACCGCGGUACCGUGACCCGGGUUUCCGUUACAAUCUGCUGACAUUUUCAAAAUGUCUGGUGAAAAUAUUCCCUGCAAGUACAAUUUGAAUUUUGAAGCAAAGAAAUUACAAGUGAGGACAAGUCGGCUGCAGCUGCAGCCCCGCUCAUGGAUGCCACAAGUGCGCAACAAGACGCCAUCGCUUCUCUGUGAUUAUGGAGGCUUGAACUUCUCAACAGCGAAUUUCUCAUUAGAGACUUCAGCGAAAUCUACCCUGAUCUUUGUCACUUUGUUAAUAUAGUUUUAUUACAUAUACAGGCUAUUUCAAACGCAUAGAGCGAACGGACUUUAUUAUUUCAAGUUGGCAGCACGCCGCGUGAUUAAAAUGGUUUCCAGAGGGCGUCCUUGUUCUGGAUUUUACUCGUCAGCUCAUCCCAAACCUCAGCGGAUGAUGUCUUCAGCCCUUGAAGACUGUCGUGUAAAAUGACGUGCAGAAGAACAUCUGUCAGAGCUGCAGCAGUGCUGAUGAUACUUGUGAUGAAUGUCUUCAGAGGACGCUCCCUCACAUGUCGUCCAUUAGAGUAUCAGAUGGGGACUGAAUGCUGUCCCAUGUGUCUCCCUGGAUUUCGAGUUGCCACACACUGCACAGAAUUCAAAAGUACUUCCUGUCUGCGUUGCACUGAGGGAACCUUCAUGAAUCAUCAUACUGGUCUUCUACAGUGUUUCCCAUGUACAAGCUGUGAUGCAGCUUCUGGUUUGAAAUUAAAAACUUCAUGUACAGCAACAUCAGAUGCUGUGUGUGAGCCACUGGAGGGAUUCUACUGCAUGGACUCUGCAGAGGAGGGCUGUCAGGCAGCAGAGAAACACUCAAGCUGUCAGCCAGGACAGUACAUCAGUCAGAGAGGAACAGCAUUAAGAGACACUGAGUGCUCUGACUGCAGUGAGGGAACAUAUUCUGAUGGAACAUUUCCAUCCUGUCAGCCACACACACAAUGUGAAUCAGUGCAUCGUCAGCUGAUAAAAGCAGGGACUGUUUCAACUGAUGCUGAAUGUGGAGAGCAAAGUUCAGACAGCACAGGACUUGUGGUCGGUGUUAGUGUGCUUGUAUUUCUUAUAGCAGCUGCAGCUGCAGCAGUUGCAUGGUGGCGUAUCAGAAAGAGGAAAAGCAGUGAAGUGCACAGAAAUGAACUCAGCCCAGAGUUUCCUGUACAGAACUGCUGGUCUGCAGUGGAUCAUCAUCUCACACACAUGUUGUGUUGUCACUGUGUGACAGCUCCAGGCUCCUCAUCCAGCAGAUCCCUGAGGAGGAAAGUCUCAGUCAGAGUGUUUCUGUGAUGAAUUCCAGUAGGUCAUCUUCAUGUUGCUGUACGUGAUCUCCUGUGGGGGCCACACAGAGCUCACAGGGGGACCUGAACAUCAGACAGACUGAAAACUUUAUCUGUCAUAAAGAACAAUCAGCUGGAACUGAGGACGGAGACUCUCAGUCCUGAACUGCAACAGGAAGGGACAAAUGUUUGCUUUGACUGAUGGCCAACAGACUGGAUCAUGUGGGUGGUGCACAUGAAACCCCAGGUGAGUUCAGGUGCAGGAGAAAAGCAGCAAAUAGUCAGAAGAGUCCAUGUGCUGAAUAUUCCAAGUUCACAAGACAUCAUAUUGGUAUGCAGUUUGUGUACUGAAGCCCCACAGGGCUGUGAGCUGAGCCUGCAUGACACGACUGCUGAACUCAUCCUCCACAUUCCCUCAUUGGACACUUUGCUUUUGUUUUGUACUGCAUGAUGAUAUAAAUGUAUUUUUUCAUUGUCUUAGUUUCUUUACAACACCUGAAUUUCCUUUUGGUGAGAUCAUUGGAGGAUUCUCUUAAUUUUAAGUAUGACAACAUGGCAAGCAGUCAGUGCAUUUAUAAAAUGCACCAGAAUACAAUCCACAUGUCUCUGGCACGUCAUGUUUAGUCCACUUUUUAUUUAUUUUAAACUCGGAAGUAUACUGACGUAGCAGCUUCAUUCACAAUAUAGCUGAGCUAAUACAACAACAGAAAAACCAGAGGACACAAUCAUACACAUUGUAAGUAAUAGGCUAUUAGAUAUGUUGUAGACAAAAUGUUUUUUAUCCAUCUUUUCUAGUAAAUGUUUCUCAAAGUUCA